Molecule: messenger RNA, 1174 nt
Organism: Ilyonectria robusta
Lineage: Eukaryota; Fungi; Ascomycota; Sordariomycetes; Hypocreales; Nectriaceae
Product: Alpha/Beta hydrolase protein
Exons: 6
Coding region: 168-1019 (283 amino acids)
Molecular function (GO): hydrolase activity
Source: RefSeq, a predicted model, not a curated record
CCAAUCAGAAGCUGCGAUCCCGUGAGAGGCGACCCGCCGAGGGGCACUUCGUGAGCUUCAGGAGGAGAGCAUCGCAACGACCACACCAAUUCCGAACCAGUUCCUCCAAACUCAUCGCAUUUCAAACAACUUCCCAUCUAUUAAAUCUCGAUAAACCACUAGCCGCCAUGUUGAUCAAGGAAUCCCACGUCGACGUCCCGACAACUGCCAAUGGCAAGGACAGCUCCAUGCGCAUAUUUCUGUUCCAUCCUACGAUUCCUGGAUAUCCCAACGCUCGCUUCCCUGGUGUUUGCCUCUUCAGUGAGAUCUACCAAGUCACUGGCCCUGUUGCCCGUUUCGCCCGCCAGAUUGCCGGCCAGGGCUACAUCGUCGCCGCCCCCUCCUCCUAUCACGACUUCACUGGCCCAGAGGCCCUCAAGUACGACGUGGAGGACACCGACCGCGGCAACCAGUAUAAGAUUGACAAGACUCUCGAGUCCUAUGAUGCCGACUCCUACGCCACCGUCGACUGCCUUCUCUCUCUGCCAACCUGCACUGGCCUCAUCGGCGCCACUGGCAUGUGUCUCGGCGGCCACCUCGCGGUCCGCGCUGCUCUUGACCCCCGCAUAACCGCGUGCGUAUCAUACUUCGCCACGGACAUCCACUCCCGCACACUUGGCCCUUACACGGCCGCCAACACCUCGUCCACCCCGCCCCCGAACAGCAACCACACCCUCGAUCUCUUUGCCAACUUCAAGGGCGAGGUAGCCAUGAUCUUCGGUAUCAAGGACACCCACGUGCCCGACGCUGGCCGUGACCUCAUCCGUGCCAAACUCCGCGACGCAGGUGUCGUCACCAGCUUCCACGAGUUUGCCUGGGCCCAGCACGCCUUCAUCCGGGACGAGCUCAGCAAGGGUCGCUACGACCCAGCCAUCACCAAGGUCUGCUUCGAGAUUCUCCUCGAGCUCUUCGGAAGGACCCUAAAGACCGACCUUGGGGCCAAGGACGGCGCCGUGCCCCCACCUGAGCAUAUCUGUUAACAUGUCACGAUGCUCUACAUGAUUUGUUCACUUUGGGUCCAGUUAUGUGACCAUGACCUUGACAAAUAAUAAUGGAUAUUCUAAUAUAUCUUAACUUCGUGAGAAUGUGUGAGAUGCUCAGUAGCAAUCCCGGGCCUGGAAAGCCCUUUUUCGUC